This is a messenger RNA of Myxocyprinus asiaticus (Chinese sucker), 6127 nucleotides long. RefSeq names its product potassium voltage-gated channel, Shaw-related subfamily, member 1b (gene kcnc1b). The transcript is spliced from 5 exons. Lineage: Eukaryota; Metazoa; Chordata; Actinopteri; Cypriniformes; Catostomidae. The record is from RefSeq and is a predicted model, not a curated record. Gene Ontology annotation, cellular component: axon; neuronal cell body membrane; dendrite membrane. Gene Ontology annotation, molecular function: delayed rectifier potassium channel activity; protein binding. The coding region runs from base 847 to 2646 and encodes 599 amino acids. Gene Ontology annotation, biological process: protein homooligomerization; potassium ion transmembrane transport.
ACAGACACAACCAGUUCGCAAUCCGAGCGCAAGCAACAACAAAAAAAGCGCGCGUUUAGCAUCCGUCCGCGCUGUUUUUCAGUAGUUUCAAAACCCUCAGAUAUACCCGCCACGCUGUUGUAAUCGCAACCGUUCUGCUUUAAUGGGACUUUGAACGCAUCAGUGGUUUCAAUCCAACAAACACAGAACGUCCCCUUAACGAUAGCGCGUGGUUCCCCUUUGUUUUUGUUUGUUUUGUUGUUUUGUUUUUUUCCGGGAACGUUCUUAACAUUUUAGGAACGUUCUUUUUAGGUUUUAUUUGUAAUAACCAUAAACUAACGUUCCCAGAACGUCCUGGGAACCAAAAAUUGUUUGCUGGGAAAGCGCCAUCGAUCGAGCCCGUUCUGAAUGCGUAACCAUUUAAGACGCUGUUGUUUUUUGAAAGCCAACAGAACUGCUGAAGGCAAGGAAUGAUGUUUUGCUGUGCCUUCUCCAGGAAAACGGACGUGUAGCACUGAAGACAUCUUUUGUUUCCUUAUUAGAGGAAGACUGUAACACAAUAGGGACACUAGACUCAUGAAGGCUGGACGGAUAACUGGCGCUGUCCGUUCAGCACCACCGCCAGACUCACCUUGCGCGCAAUGACAACGUAGAAAAACUCCCUGACCCCCUUAAAACCCGAGACGGGGCGUCAGAAUUGGUUUGCAUCUAUCCUUUGGAGUCAUUCAAGGCCAUGUAACCACUUUGGAUAAAGCGCUUUUGGAUUUCCAUUGUUGAUUUCGAAUGGUCUAUGCACAUGUGUUGCACGGGUCCCAGCGGUACGAUGAUGCCCGGCGUUGGUAGAAGAUAUGACUAGAAGGGGACGCCAUGGGCCAAGGCGACGACAAGGAUCGCAUCGUGAUCAACGUCGGAGGAAUCAAGCACCAGACCUACCGCAGCACCCUGCGCACCCUGCCCGGCACACGGCUCUCCUGGCUGGCAGAGCCGGACGCGCCCAACAACUUCGAAUAUGAUGCAAACAUUGGGGAGUUUUUCUUCGACCGUCACCCGGGCGUCUUCGCCCACAUCCUCAACUAUUACCGCACGGGCAAGCUGCAUUGUCCGGCAGACGUGUGCGGACCCUUGUACGAGGAGGAACUUGCGUUCUGGGGUAUCGACGAGACGGACGUGGAGCCGUGUUGUUGGAUGACUUAUCGGCGACAUCGGGAAGCCGAAGAGGCUUUGGACAGCUUCGCUGGGGGUGCCCUCGAUCUCGGGCACGAAGACCCGGAGCCUGAUGGGGUGGUAGAGGCGGCCGAGGGCGACGAGGGCGUUGAGAUGACCCGGAGACUGGCGCAAGGCGACUCGCCCGACAAAAGAUCCGGGCGUUGGAGCCGAUGGCAGAAGAAGACUUGGGCGCUCUUUGAGGACCCUUAUUCGUCGAGAUACGCGCGGUGGAUAGCAUUUGCAUCUCUGUUCUUCAUUCUGGUGUCCAUUACCACAUUCUGUCUGGAGACUCAUGAGGCCUUCAACUCCAUCAUUAACCGUACAGAGUACAGAGAGGUUGGAAACGAAACCGUGGAGAGUUUUUUCCCUGAGACAGAGACCAUGGUACAGCUAACCUACAUUGAGGGUGUCUGUGUUGUGUGGUUCACUUUUGAGUUUCUCAUUCGAGUGACUACAUGUCCAAACAAACUGAAGUUCGUCAGAAACACCCUCAACAUCAUCGACUUUGUGGCCAUUUUACCCUUCUACCUGGAGGUGGGGCUGAGUGGACUUUCCUCAAAAGCAGCGAAAGAUGUGUUGGGUUUCCUCCGCGUGGUGCGAUUCGUGCGAAUUCUACGUAUCUUCAAGCUAACGCGGCACUUUGUGGGUUUGCGUGUACUAGGUCACACGCUUCGUGCCAGUACCAACGAAUUCAUCCUUCUUAUAAUUUUCCUUGCUCUUGGAGUCUUAAUCUUUGCGACAAUGAUCUAUUACGCUGAACGUAUUGGAAGAAACCCCAACGAUCCUAACGCUAGUAAUGACACACACUUCAAGAACAUCCCCAUUGGCUUCUGGUGGGCUGUGGUUACUAUGACGACACUUGGCUAUGGUGAUAUGUACCCUCAGACGACUUCUGGUAUGCUGGUGGGCGCGCUGUGCGCCCUGGCAGGUGUGUUGACUAUUGCCAUGCCCGUACCUGUUAUCGUGAACAACUUCGGCAUGUACUACUCCCUAGCAAUGGCGAAACAAAAACUACCAAAGAAAAAAAACAAGCAUAUCCCACGAGCACCUCAACUGGGGUCGCCCAACUACUGCAAGUCAGCCAUUAACUCUCCACAACCCAGUACGCACAGCGACACAUGCCCUCUGGAACAGGAAGAGGUUUCUGAGGUCAGAUACCAAGAUUUUAAAGUCAACGGGGAGGCGUCCAAAGCUGCCCUGGCCAAUGAGGACUGUCCUCACAUCGACCAGGCGGUGUCGCCCGAGGAAGUCUUCAGCCCUGUGGACCGCGAGAGACCCUGCUUCCUGCUAACCUCCAGAGCAGAACGAGCCAACCACACAGUGGGGAGAGUCAGGAAGGGUUAUGAAAAGCCAUGGAGCCAUAGCAGCAUGUCUGGAGGCGUGGCCUCAGUGUCAGCCCUGCCCUGCAGCCCGCCCUGUCUCAUGCAGCAGGUCCACUCUCCCAUCCCAUCCAUCCUGUAGCAUGGACAACAAAACUAACCAAUCAGAAGCCCUCGCUCUGCAGCGCUGCGCUGAGACGCCUGCUCACACUGUGUAUCAUCCGUCUCUCAUUAAACUCUUGUUCAUUUGACACCUCUUCUCCUCUACUUCCUCUUCCCUUGUCCUUCUUCAUCUUUUAUUAUUCUUUGUCCCUUCUAUCUUUCCUACCUUCCUCUUUUAUUCUUUUCCCUUCCUCUUCCUUCUGUCUUUUCCUCUUCCCUUUUCCUUCCUUUCUCUUAUCGUCUCUUCUAUCUUUUCCCCUUCCUCUUCCCUUCUUCCCCUUCUACUUCCUCCUUUCCCCUUCCUCUUCCUUCUCUUCUGUCUUUUCCCUUCUCUUUCCUUUCCCUUAUAUUUCCUCACACCUUCUAUCUUUUUCCCCUUCCUCUUCCUUCUCUUCUGUCUUUUUCCUGUUCUCUUCUCCUUCUUUCACUUCUACUUCCUCGUCUCUUCUAUCUUUCCCCCUUCCUUCUCUUCUGUCUUUUUCCUCUUCCCUUCUACUUCCUUAUACAUCUAUAUUUUCUCCCUACUCUUCUCUUCCUCACCCUUUCCCCUUCCUUCACUUCACUUCUCUUCUCUUCUUUUCCUUUUCCCAUUUACAUCUUCCUCUUCCCUUCUAUUUCAUCAUUCCUUCUAUCUAUUCCCUUUUCUUCUUCAUCUUCUCUUUUACUUCCUCUUCUCUUCUCCACUAUCAUCUUCCUAUGCAGUGGUCGCGUCUUCUUCUCCUUCCUCUUUGUCUCAUUUCCUUCCCCCUUUCAAAACUUCUGUGCUUGCAUUGCUUCCCCCUUCUCUCUCCUUCAUACCUCCUUCUAUUUUCAAAAUCCUUGGGUGUUUCUAAGCUGUGGUCUUCAUUAGGUGCUAUUGGACACCAUUUAAAAGAAAAAAGAAGGGAACUAUGAGAAAAUGGCUAUUUCAUAUAUAGUUCAGUAGUAUGAAAACAAAUAUGAGAUAAUUGAGUAACACUAAACAAUCAUGAUUCUAGUGAUGCACACGUCACCAACAUAGAAACUUGACUGAAGAAACCUCAUUUGCAUUUGCAUGCCUUGCAUGGGAAACUAUUUGAGAAAAAAAAUUUAUAUUUAAUGAAAAUAUCUGAGAAUUAUUCUCAGAAGCAUCUUUAAAUGAAUCUGAUGCUGAGUGUGAUAUCAUUUACAAUGACAGACAAUAUAUGUAGCAUACUACACUGAAAACGUUUUUAUUUUAUUUUUUUGCAGACAUUUUUUGCCUUUCCCCAAACUAUGAUCUCUGGUGUGUUUAAGCACCAUUUAUCUGUUAGUAGCACUGUCAAGUCGACCAUCUGGCUUUUUGACAAACUAAUUAAGAUGCAAAUAGCGAAAAUGCACUUUAACUCUUUCUCAACCAGAGCAGGCAAAUUUAUUCCAAAAAUAUAAUUACACUUUUGAUACCAGCUAUCAAAAAUCAUUUUAUUUAACUACAAUCUACGCAUAUUUUCAUAAAUUACGUAUCAAGUGUGGUGUAUCUGAUACAUUUGUGUACAUGUCAUUUUCCAACAUUGCUUUUACACUGUAGCAAAUCACAAACAAAAUCAUAACCACAGAAAAUAUACAUGCAGUAGAUGUAUAAUGUGCUGAAAACAUAUUUAAAAAAAAAAAAAUAAUAAUAAUACUAAUAAUAUACUUUUGGGAUUACUUGGGGAGAGGUAAAUGCAUGCACUUUUAUGCAAAAAUACGUAUGCGAAUGACAAACUGUAAAUAUGAACCUUGCAUGAAAUAAAUUUUUUAUCCAAUCUGUAUAUAGACUCUGUUUUUCUUUUAAAGAACAUGCAUUCAUAACUCCCCCCGUUGCUUGGCAAUAAGCUCUGCCUGUAUUGUGAUGUCUCUUUGAUCUUUCACCCCUCUUUAUCUCUGAGCUGUUUUUCUAGCAGCUAUUUUUUCCAUUCUUUUGGACUUUACAACCUUGUAUUUAGAGGGAUACUUUACCCAACAUUGAAAAUUCUGUCAUCAUUAACCCAUUUGUUGUUUCCAACUCGUUUGACUUUCUUUUUUCUGUGAAACGCAAAAGGAAGUGUUUGGCAGAAUGACAACCUCAGUCACCAAUGAAAGUAAAUGCAAGAUUCAAUGAAAUUGAAUGGUGACUGAGGCUAACAUUCUGCCUAACACCUCCUUUUGGGUUCCACGGUAGAAAAAAACAAAAGUAAUAUGGGUUUGGAACAACAUGAGGGGGAGUAAAUGAUGACAAUAUUUGUAAUUUUUGGGUGAACUGUCCCUUUAAAAAAAAACAAAAUCGCAAUCAUUGUGAUUAUGCAUCAGUGUUACAAGUGCAUAAUUCAAUCCUGUUAAAAGGAUGCACAACCACACUUGUACAUUGAAAGGUCGGAAAGGUCAAAGAGAGAGUGUGCGACCUCCGGUGGGGUGGGGGGUUGAAACAGGAUAGCGAUGGCAGGACUAGCGAUGACUGUGCCCUGUUUCGCACACCGGUAGCAUGCCACAUCUCAUUAACCGAGCAUGAGAGUCACACUGCGUUCCAACUCACCCAAUCACAGCAUGAACUGAUGAGCCAAUCGUGUUAAAGGUAUAGUUCACCCAUACAUGUAAAUUUCUGUCAUCAUGUACUCACCCUCAUGUCAUUUUAUUCCCAUAUGACUUUUUCUUCUAGGGAACAUAAUUUCUUCUUUCAUGUUCCAUGGAAAAAAUAGCAGCAUACAGGUUUCAAAUGACAUGAGGGCGAGUAAAUAAUGACAGUCAUUUAAUUUUGGAAGGAACUAUUCCUUAUACAAUAACCUGUCUACAUUCAAUGUGUCUUAAUGAGUGCAGCUUGGAAGAUGAGCAUGGUAAAACACAUGGUAAAACCUGCAUUUACCAUGAGCCUGUGAUGGAAGUCAUACUGUAAGUCACCUGCUGGAAAUUUCAUGCAUCACACUGGAUGUUUGCUUGCACGAUUCGAGGGACAACAAUCCCGCCAGACUUCUCCAGCUGCCCCCCCUCCCCCAUGUUUCUGUGAAGUUCGUUUGGUGUAUUAAUAUGAUUUUCCUUGUUGUUUGUUGUUGUUGUUUUCUCUUCUUUAUGUGUUUAUAGAGAACCAGCGCACCAACCGAAGCAGACAACCAACCGAGUCAGUGUGUGUAAUGAACCAUGGUGUACCAACCACUAUGUGUGUCAACCAUAAAGCCACAUCCCCCACCUGAUAGUAUCGUAUUUAGCGUGUUUGUGUGAGAAAGUGCGUGUUGUACGUUUGGCGUAGAUUAACAUCUCUCUAUGAGUUGUGACUUAGAAUUAAUUCAGCGUAGAUGUAGCACACUAAUACUGAGAAGCUGUAGUCAUUUAGCCAUAUGUAGCGCUAUUUCAUCGUCGUUAAAUGUGCUGUCGUGCUGUGCGAAAUGCCUGGUGUUUUUUUGUUCGUGAGUGUCAGUGUUGUACAUAGUGCUCGUGUGUGCUGGUGUUGUAAAAACGUUCAUUUUUCUCUUUUAAGUGUUUGUUUUAGGUUGUUUAAAUGUUGUAAAAUGUUG